Molecule: messenger RNA, 6596 nt
Organism: Mesocricetus auratus (golden hamster)
Lineage: Eukaryota; Metazoa; Chordata; Mammalia; Rodentia; Cricetidae
Gene: Gtf3c2
Product: general transcription factor IIIC subunit 2
Exons: 20
Coding region: 2177-5029 (950 amino acids)
Biological process (GO): transcription by RNA polymerase III
Cellular component (GO): transcription factor TFIIIC complex
Molecular function (GO): protein binding
Source: RefSeq, a predicted model, not a curated record
GGAAGCCCGGCUCCAGCUCGCGGGCGUCGGAGGGCUCAGGCCGCGCCGCGCAGCGCCGCGCUGCAUUAUGGAACACGGAGUUUAAUAGAAAACUCGGAGGGGAACGCGCUCUCGACCAAGCUGGCGUUUACCUUGUGCCGGGGGCGGGGCAAGGAAGAGCCGCUCAAGAUUUCGUCAUAAAACCGCGACCCGACAGGCGGCGCCAUCUUCGAACUUGGACUUCCGGAAGGACUUUGGCGCGGAUCCUGUAGUUUUUGUGUUUGCUGAAAAUUUUCUUCUGUUUUCUGGAAUAGUUCUUUUGAAAGGUACUUUUCAACUUUUUUUUUCUUCCUGUCCUGUCUGUACAUAGGUCCCACAUUGGAUCCUUUUUUACUUAUGGGUUUUGAAUGGGUUACAGGUCUUCUGUUUACCAAAGAACAAUGGCACCAUAGACAGUAUCUUUAGCAUAUGAGGUUGCACCGUAUCCUUACCACUUGAGUUAGAGAACUUACUGCUGCCAUGUUAUAAGAAGAGGGGUGGGGGCUUUAGCUUGUAUAUUUCUUUUAGAAUUUAUAUGAGCACAUGUUUUCCAUUGAGGCUGAUGAAUUCUUUAUCUUUUAGUUAUAUCUCAAACUGUGGAGGGUUACCUCCUGGGAUUUGAGCUAUUUCUACCCCUUGUCAAAGGCAAACAGAUAGUCUUGACCAAAAAUCUACCCUUACAGAGUUGUAUUUGCUCAAAUUUUUGGUUUGUGAUCAGUGUUUUACUUCUGCCAGUCUUCUUGGGCUGUGGUUCUAUAUCUAAUUUUUCUGGGUUCAUAAAGAUUCGGGACACGUUAGUCCACUAUUGGAUGUGAGAAAGUUCUCUUAAUGUGAUAGGAUGAUCUUUAACUGUAUUGCACCCCCUCUCCUCAAUUGAAGUGUAACACUGAUGGCUAGGUUCCAGAAAACUCUUACUCUGCUUUCUUUCUUUCUUUUUUUUGUUUGUCUUGUUUUAAGUCAUACAUGAUCUCAUAUAGCCUAGGCUAGCCUUGAAUUACUGCCUCCACCUCCCAAGUGCUAGGAUUUCAAAAUGUGCCAUCCCACUUAGUUCAGUACAACUCUUAUUUUUAAGGAAAUCUGUUCCUUUACUUCACAGAAAUGGAUGUUAACUCUGGGUAGCCUACUUUUGCUCAGUUUUAUUAGUAUCUGGCAAUAGUAACAGUUUUAAUAGCCUAUUUUGGUCUCAAUUUUAAUAGUGUGUGGCAACUCUGUAUGUUUAGGAAUCUUGCUGUAUUCUACCCCACACUAGUCCCAGACUCCAUAGUAACUAGGACUUUGCACUGCACCGUCACACCUGUUUGGCAGCUGUUGUUUAGUCUGUUUUUAGGAAGUUAACAAUUCUUCCCUAGAGAUGCAUAAUUUAUGUCUCUUUUUUCCCUUGUGGUGGGAAAUCUGAAUAUGAUUUAUUUGGAGUUUUUUUAGUAAGAACUAAGUUAAUUGUAUAUUCAUUUCUAUAUUCUUAUGAAGCUAUAUGAGGUUUAAGUAACAAAACAUUUAGUGUUAUUUGGCACAUAGUAAGCAAGUUAAUAAACGUAGCUUAUUAUCUGUUUACUUAUUUAUUGUCUGCUGCACGAUAGAAUGUAAAUCUCAGGAAGGUAGCAUCUUGCCUGUCUUUUGUUGUUGUUGUUUUUUUUCUUUUCUGAAACAGGGACUUGUGUGUAGCCCAGGCUAGUCCCGAAAUCACAGCAUCUCUCCUGUCUCAGCUUCCCAGGAGCUGGUAUUGCAGGUGUGCACUACUGUGUCCAGCUCCUUGUAUGUCUUAUCAUUUACUAGUUCCUAGAGCAGUGCUUGACAUAAUAGUUUGUGUGUUGUGGGUGCAUUUAUUUAUUUAUUUAUUUGAUAAGGGGGCACAUGUGAGCAUGUGGAAGUCAGUACAGCUUGUAGAAGUUUGUUUUCUCCUUACGGCAUGCCACGUGGAUCAGGGGGAUUGAAUUCAAGUCAUUAGACUUGGUAGCAAGCAUCUUAACCUACUAAGUCAUCUUACUACCCCAGUAGCUAUUUGAAUGAAUGAAUGAAUGAAUGACAGUGAUCAGUAUGCUUGGGUUUCUGGUUGUGCGGUGAAGGGGGAAAGAGAAAACUCUGAGCCUUUACAUAUAGCUUCUGUGUUCCACUCAUUGCUAUAUCUCUGUAUGCAGGGCAGCCAUUUUGGGGGGUGCUGAUGGAUACCUGCGGGGUCGGCUAUGUUGCCCUGGGGGAGGCCGACCCCGUGGGGAACAUGAUUGUGGUAGACUCUCCUGAACAAGAAGAACUAAACCAGCUGGAUGUCAAGGCCUCUUCAGAAACAUCCAGUGUGGAGACUUCCAUCGAGAUGUCACUACCCACUCCUUUGCCUGGAUUUGAGGGUUCUUCUGACAAGAGGAGGCUUUCUCCAGAGCAGGAGAGCCUCACCAGGUUGGAGCAGCAAGAUCUUUCUUCAGAGAUGUCAAAGGUCUCAAACCCUAGGGCCUCAAAGCCUUCCGGGAAGAGAGGUGGUAGGACACCAAGAGGCCCUAAAAGGCCUCAGCAACGUAAACCUCCAUCCACCCCUCUGGUUCCUGGUCUCUUAGAUCAGUCCAACCCUCUGUCUACCCCUAUGCCUAAGAAACGAAGUCAAAAGUCCAAGGGAGACCUGCUACUUCUCAAGUUGUCCAAAGGCCUAGAUCAGCCAGAGUCUCCACAUCCAAAGAGACCCCCUGAGGACUUUGAGACCCCUUCUGGGGAACGACCCCGCCGAAGGGCUGCCCAAGUGGUGUCGCUGCCUAACCCAGGUUGGCCUCGAACUUGCGAUCCUCCCACCUCAGCCUCCCGAGUGCUGGGAUUGCAGGCGUGCGCCACCACACCUGGCUCUCCAUCACAUUUUUCACAGACUUCCCCCAGGGCACUUCUGUACCUUCAGGAACUGGCUGAAGAGCUCUCAACAGCCCUGCCUGCUCCACUGUCAGGCCCUAAGAGUCCCAAGGUGAGCAGUCCCACCAAGCCCAAGAAGACCCGACAAGCAGCCUCUCAGGGUGACGAAGAUGGUAGCGCUCGGGACGAAGACUUCGUUCUUCAGGUGGAGGGUGAAGAUGAGGAAGAGAGUGAAGCCCCCAGUGAGAACUCAUCUGAUCCUGAGCCUGUUGCACCCCGAAGCACCCCACGAGGACCCUCUGCAGGGAAGCAGAAACCACACUGCCGGGGCAUGGCUCCCAAUGGCUUACCCAAUUACAUCAUGGCUCCUGUUUGGAAGUGCCUGCACCUCACCAAGGACCUCCGAGAACAGCAGCAUUCAUUCUGGGAGUUUGCUGAAUGGAUCCCAGUAGCCUGGAAGUGGCAGCUGUUAACGGAACUUGAAGCAGCUCCCUACCUGCCCCAGGAGGAGAAGUCUCCCCUGUUCUCAGUACACCGUGAGGGGAUUCCUGAGGACGGCACGAUCUACAGAAUAAACAGAUUUAGCUCCAUCACAGCACAUCCAGAGCGCUGGGAUGUGUCCUUCUUCACAGGAGGACCACUCUGGGCUCUGGACUGGUGCCCGGUGCCUGAAGGAUCGGCAGCCUCACAGUAUGUGGCCCUUUUCUCCAGCCCAGACAUGAAUGAGACACACCCACUGAGCCAGCUUCAUUCAGGCCCUGGGCUGCUGCAGCUCUGGGGCCUUGGAACAUUGCAGCAAGAAAGCUGUCCUGGCAACAGGGCCCACUUUGUCUAUGGGAUUGCCUGUGACAGUGGCUGUAUCUGGGAUCUCAAGUUCUGCCCCAGUGGGGCAUGGGAACAUCCAGAAACCCCUCGGAAGGCUCCUCUCCUGCCUCGCCUGGGUCUCUUGGCCCUGGCCUGCUCGGAUGGGAAGGUACUGCUGUUCAGUCUACCGCAUCCUGAGGCCCUCCUGGCUCAGCAGCCUCCAGAUGCUAUGAAACCUGCCAUCUACAAGGUACAGUGUUUGGCAACCCUUCAGGUAGGGUCUGUGCAAGCAUCAGACCCUUCUGAGUGUGGUCAGUGCCUUAGCCUGGCUUGGAUGCCUACCAGGCCCCAUCACCACCUGGCUGCAGGAUAUUAUAAUGGCAUGGUGGUUUUCUGGAAUCUUCCUACUAAUUCACCCCUCCAACGGAUACGUCUCUCUGAUGGUUCUUUAAAGCUGUACCCCUUCCAGUGUUUCCUAGCCCACGACCAGGCUGUUCGUACAAUUCAGUGGUGCAAAGCUAACAGUCAUUUCCUGGUUUCUGCGGGGAGUGACCGGAAAAUCAAAUUCUGGGAUCUUCGGCGACCUUAUGAGCCAAUAAACUGUAUCAAGCGCUUCUUGAGUACAGAGCUUUCCUGGCUGCUUCCCUACAACGGUGUCACGGUGGCCCAGGACAACUGCUAUGCCUCUUACGGGCUCUGUGGAAUUCAUUACAUCGAUGCUGGUUAUCUUGGUUUUAAGGCCUACUUUACUGCUCCGAGAAAAGGCACCGUCUGGAGUCUUUCAGGUUCAGACUGGCUUGGGACAGUAGCUGCAGGAGACAUAUCCGGGGAGCUCAUUGCAGCUAUUUUACCUGAUAUGGCAUCAAACCCAAUUAAUGUCAAGAAACCUGCAGAAAGAAGAUUUCCCAUAUAUAAAGCAGAUCUGAUAGCUUACCAGGACAGCCCUGAAGACCAAGAUUCCUCGACCUCCUCUGAGACCCCCAAUCCUCCCAAAGCGAGAACUUACACUGAGACCAUCAAUCACCACUACUUACUCUUUCAAGAUACAGAUCUGAGUUCCUUCCACAACCUGCUCCGUAGAGAGCCGAUGUUACGCAUGCAGGAAGGAGAGGGACACUCUCAGCUUUGCCUGGACAGGCUGCAGCUUGAAGCUAUUCACAAGGUACGUUUCAGCCCAAACCUGGACUCCUAUGGAUGGCUGGUAUCUGGGGGGCAGUCAGGGCUGGUUCGGAUCCAUUUUGUUCGUGGACUCACCUCCCCGCUGGCCCACCGUGUGCAGCUUGAAAGCCGAGCCCACUUCAAUGCUAUGUUCCAAACCUCCUUUUCAACUGAAGGGCCUGGUUUCUCUCCAGCUAGCCAUUGCCUUUCCCCCAAUCCCUAGUCUGGUCCACACAGAGCUCUUGGAUUGAAGUCUGACAAGAACAAAUGGCCCCAUGCACAAAGCAUAGGACCUGGGCCCUUCCCGGACAGUGAUGGUGCCUAAAUCUUUAGACCUGUCUGCCCAGAGCUCCUUAAUCCCUCUCCUUUCACAGACUUCUAUGGUCACAGCUCCCUGCAGGUAGGGGGGCUCCCCCUCCACAACAAUUCCUAUGCCUAAAACCAUGGCUCACAAGAAACACUCAGGCCUGACCUAGGCUUGGGAGUCAAAUUGCUCAUAUUGAGCAUAUUGUGAAGGAGGUAAAGCUAAGUAAAGGUACUGGGUGUUUUUGAGACCACUUGUGAGUGGGUGUUUGGAGAGUCGGAAAGGAUAUCUUCAUGAAGGCUCCUGUCCAUUUCCAGGACUUGAUGUUACUGCCUUCUGUUCUUCCUCUUUAGAAUAACCAACACACAGGCCCAGUGGGGGUGACAGUAAUUUAUUGGACUGAAGCUGCUCGUAAUAUUUUAACUGAGGAACACCAUAAACUUUCUACCAGUAGAACAGCGGCCAGCUCUUAAUGGCUCCUGCUUAUGAAAUAUUCCCAAUCAUUGGUCACUUGACACUACUUGAACACUCUUAGAUAGUAGUGUUUUUUAAAAAAUUUUUGAAGCUGGGUAUAAUGGUGCACACCCGUAAUGCCAGCACUUGGGAGGCCGAGGCAGGAGGAUCACAAUUUUGCGUUCAGUCUGGGCCAUCUCAUAAAACCAAAAAGUAAGAAAAAAAAUCUUCCUUUCUAUCAAGUCAAGAUUAUACCUCUAUUAAUUUUACUAAUGGGUGUUAGGAGAUGUAGUCAUUCUUCCCUGUGAGUGCCCUUUUCAGUACUUAACAGUAGCUAUCAUGUGUUUCCUAGCCAUUUUUUUCUCUAGAUUAAAUAUCUUUAGUUAUUUCAAUCAUUCUUUUACAAGUCAUGAUUUUUGAUCUUCAUGAUAUGGUCACAUUGUUGACAUAUUAAACAUGUUUAAACUCUGUAUACAAAGUAUUUAGAACCCAAUAAUGUAUUGUCAUCUGGAUAGAGUCCUCUUGUGGGUAGCUGCACCUCACAUGACUGAUACAUACUGCCUCGGAAGCACAGGCAGCCCCAGUGAUGUGAAAUCUCCAGACCACAGCCAUGGGACAUGUAGGGUGCAGGCUGAGGUUUGGAAGGAAGUAGUUAGAUCAUCUUAGGAAAUAGGAAACAAACAGGGCUCCUGCUUCCUCUUGAAAGAGAUGCAUUCUAGAUUAGUGUUACCUGAAACAAAACCUAGACUUUAGAGCACUCAAGAUUGGUCUGUCAUGUCUGGGAACAGCUUUCUGCCUGAGUAGUAUAGAAGAUUUGUCAAAUGCCAAAUCUUUCGGAAGAGAACCAAGUAGUUCAGUCCCUUGCUGUACAGAAGAGGGAGCAGACCUGUAGGGAACUCAGGUCCUUAAGCGGCAGAAGGAGCACAAUGCACGCUGGUGGGAAGGAGCCAAGUGUUGUACCACUCUGUUGUGACCCAGCUCGGGCUGCGUCAGGCUUGCUUUCUGAACUAAUAAAGAAGUGCCUUCCAUUGCA